AUGUUUAGAUUCCAAUCUUGGAAGUGCUGUAUGCUGGCUGACUUCCAAAUCAUAGUAUCUGCACAAGUUAAUCAGAACUUGAUCUGUGGUGGCAUUCCACAGCCCUCCCGAAGAACAGAAAUCAUACGAUUCAUAUCAAUCAUAACGGCGGUCACGUCCCCGUUUAUUAUAUUACAGGGUCUUUCACGGUACCUAGUGACGAAAUUCUGGUGGGAUGAUGGGAUUAUGUUGAUUGCAGGCGUGCUCCUAAUACCCUUGUCUGGUAUCCCAUUAUACAUUGCUACCAAGGGAUUUGGAGACCACUUGUGGAACGUUCCGCCUGAGAACAUCCUUAUUCUACAGCAGCUUUCUUACGUUUCUGCAAUCCUCUACGCUUUCUGUAUCACGCUUCCUAAAAUCUCCAUUCUUCUUUUCUACCUACGAAUAUUUCCCAAUAAAAAGUUUCGCCUUUUAGUAAAGAUUGCCAUUGCAGCAGUCAGUUGUGGAGGUCUGAGCUUCACCUUGGGGGUAAUAUUUCAAUGCUCACCUGUGCGCGCUGCCUGGGAUCUGACUGUGGAUGCCAAGUGCAUCAAUUCAAAAGGCAUCGUAUUUAGCGGAGCUACUAUUGCGAUUGUAGAGGAUUUCUUGAUUAUGUUUUUCCCGCUCCCGUUACUGAAGGGUUUGAAUCUAUCUCUGCGGAAGAGAAUUGCUUUAGCCUUCAUGUUUGCCAUAGGAUCGUUGUGA
Molecule: messenger RNA, 723 nt
Organism: Lachnellula hyalina
Lineage: Eukaryota; Fungi; Ascomycota; Leotiomycetes; Helotiales; Lachnaceae
Exons: 4
Coding region: 1-723 (240 amino acids)
Source: RefSeq, a predicted model, not a curated record